Messenger RNA from Phlebotomus argentipes, 1402 nucleotides. RefSeq lists its product as uncharacterized. NCBI's taxonomy places the organism in Eukaryota, Metazoa, Arthropoda, Insecta, Diptera, Psychodidae. The record is from RefSeq and is a predicted model, not a curated record. The transcript has 3 exons. Bases 316 to 1386 code for a protein of 356 amino acids.
AAAACCGCUAAGAAUAUUAUUCGUGUGAUCAUCUCAAAUAUCUCAUUAAAUCCGUAUAGUUUAUAUUUUCGUAAUAGAUUUGAUCAUAUUUUAAUGUUCUCCUGAAUCAAUCGUUUUACCUUCAAUUUAGAGACGUGGCGUGAUAAUUGGAAGAGGUGCAGGUGCAGACACGUUCGAAGUAUCCCACACAUCCGACUUGUAUCCGACAAGAUGAAAGAGAGAGUGGACGAAUUGUUAUAGGGAUGAAAUGUCAGAGAAAAUCGAGAAAAUCUUGAGUGUCAAGUGUUUUGUUUAUAUUUUGCACAGCUCGCAAAAAUGGACAUAGAAAAUGAUUUGGAGGAGCAGUUGACCAGUUAUCACAUUUGCAAAUUGCCUACAAGUGCGUCCAGUUCAGAGACGCCCACCAGUACAGAAUCUGACUCAGUGCCGGCGCGAAAGAAGGCGAAGAUAGCAGAUACCACAAAUAGAGUUCCAAUUGGAGGCAUCGGGCUGCCCGGAAAAGCGUCCAAUGGGUCCGACUAUCGAUUGGAGGUUUUCACUGUGGAGAGUGCCCAGCAAUCUCCACCGCUGACCCUCCAGGACUCGCCCGAGAGAACGAGAGGACACGUAGUUAACACAGGGUCAGAGAUAACUGUGCUUGCUGGCGAGAGCCCAAAAGUCUGGUAUCAACUCCCGGCGUUGGCGCCGUUGACACAACAGAUAGAAACACCUGCUUUACCACCCACGCGCGUUUCUGCGCGAGUAACGAAGGGUCAAACCCCACUCAGGCUACUUGACUUGCCGGACAAAGCCCCGGUUCCUGUAAUUCAGCAUCCGCCUGGGCCACAAGUGCAAACUUCUACGGGAAAAUCUCAGAUAAUAAGACAAAGUGCCGCUUUGGCUUCUCCAGUGGUGUCGAACCCUGUAGUUAUAAAGAUCGAGGAUGACGAUGAACAACCUGCCGCACCAGCAAACGCCACUGUGCAGCCGGUCGUCGAAGCUCCUCGGCAUGUAAUUAAACUUUUAACGAGUGUGCCUGUGUCUAAGUACCCUUGUGAGUUCUGCGGAACCACUUUCACGUUAUGGAAUCAGCGAGAAAACCACAUGAACAGCCAGCACAGAAUUAACGGGCUAUUCACCUGUUUCGUAUGCCAACAAGCCGCCCGAGAGUACUACAUUACCAAUGCAGCCAUCUUCAGCACUCCGCACUACCACUUUCUUCAGGCCCACUUGGCGGACUCACAUAAGAUCACGGGACAACCGAGAGGGUUCCAGUGCCCCUAUUGCUCACUACAUCCGGCAAACUACGAGGCUCUCGUGAAGCAUCUCACAUCGGUUCACGAUACAAGUGCUCUAGGGAGCUCUCUGUUGCUGGUCAAUGUUCUCGAAGAUCGCAUUGAUGAAUGAAGUAAGAAAUGGGGAU